AUGCAGCAGCUGGCAGCCCCACUCCCUCUGCAGGCUGCACUGCAGGACUGCAGGGUGAGGUCAGCAGCUGCAGAACUGGGUUUGCCCUACAGUCACAGCCCAAGCGCCACUGUUAACAUAACUUGUAAGGAUUUUCCCCAUCUGUAUGUUAAAGCUGGACUGAGUGAAAGUGUCGUUUGGCACAGCACGAGCUCCACUGAGAUGCUUAACCAGGCCUCGUUUUCUCUCCCUCUCUGUAGUGACUUAAAGGGAGUGAUAGUGACUCUCAGCGACGAUGGCCACUUGCAGUGCUCCUACUUGGGGACAGACCCUGCCCUGUUCCAGGCUCCAAAAGUCGAAUCGAGAGAACUAAACUAUGAGGACCUUGAUGUAGAGCUGAAAGAGCUUCAGAAAAUCAUCAAAGAUGUUAAAUCACAAGGUGUUUGGCCGAUGACUGAGAGAGAAGAUGACUUAAAAGUUUCUGCCGCAGUUUCUCCAAACUUUGAUUCAGUGUCUCAGGCCACUGAUGCUGAUGUCGGAACCGACCUUGUCCCUUCCAUCACAGUGAAGGUUACACUGCAGAGCCAAAUGGCUUUGCAGAAAGCCAAAUUGUCAGUCUAUGUGCAGCCACCACUAGCACUGACUUGUGAUCACUUCAGCUUUGACUUCAUGGCUCCAGAGACGACUAGCACAGUCGCCUUUUCAGUGUAUCUCAAAAGAAGUUAUGCACCAUCUGAAUUGGAAGGAAAUGCUGUUGUUUCUUAUUUCCGACCCACAGAUCGAAAUCCUGAUGGCAUUCCUCGAGUUAUCCAGUGUAAAUUUAGACUCCCUCUGAAGUUAAUCUAUCUACCUGGUCAGCCUUCAAAAACUGCAAGCCACAAACUAACCAUUGAUACCAACAAAUCUCCAGUCAGCCUUCUCAGUCUCUUUCCAGGUAGGACUUUUGAA
Molecule: messenger RNA, 927 nt
Organism: Octodon degus (degu)
Lineage: Eukaryota; Metazoa; Chordata; Mammalia; Rodentia; Octodontidae
Product: protein PTHB1-like
Exons: 8
Biological process (GO): cilium assembly
Cellular component (GO): membrane; BBSome
Source: RefSeq, a predicted model, not a curated record